Molecule: messenger RNA, 3714 nt
Organism: Poecilia latipinna (sailfin molly)
Lineage: Eukaryota; Metazoa; Chordata; Actinopteri; Cyprinodontiformes; Poeciliidae
Gene: hykk.2
Product: hydroxylysine kinase, tandem duplicate 2
Exons: 4
Coding region: 336-1439 (367 amino acids)
Molecular function (GO): amino acid kinase activity
Source: RefSeq, a predicted model, not a curated record
CUUACUAAGGGUAGCAUCUCUGCUAAUAUUGCUGGUCACAGUCCCCGUGUUUCUCGGCUUAUUGCUUGAAUGUAAUGACAUUACGAUCCGAAGUACGUGUGUUUUUGCUCGAAGUUCAAAGUUUACAGCGUGUUCAGGAGCACUUUCGUCCUUCAGGGAAAACAGCUGCGUCCAUCAGAAGUUUAUGACAUGAACGUAAACAUACGGCGGCUAAAUAAUUGCAUUUAACCUUUAAUUGAAGUACAUUUAUGUACUCUGACUUCUUAAGCAACAGCAAAACAGUUUGUAACUUUGGUGUUAGUGGCUCUAUGCAGAUUUAGUAUAAUACAUAUUUAAUGCCUCCUCUGCUAAUGUGUUUGUUUUAUUUGUCAGAAAUGUCAGUGAUGAACGCCCAGCCCAACUUCAGCCCCUCUCAGGUGUCUGAGAUCAUGAAGAGGCUCUACAACCUGACCGCUUCAGAAAUACGCCCUCUGCCCAGCUAUGAUGACCAAAACCUCUAUGUGGUUCCCACUGAGGGUGGCGAGUACGUCCUAAAAAUCAUGAACUCGGAGGACAGUAAGAACCCCACCAUCAUUGAGUUGCAGACCCAUGCCAUGUCCUUUCUUUACCAGAAUGGACUUCCUGCUCAAACAGCCGUGCCUACCACCUCAGGACAACUCAUGAGCCUGGAAGAAAUAGAUUGUGGGUAUGGCUGUCAGAAGUACUUGGUCCGGCUGCUGACUUAUUUACCUGGAGUGACUAUUUCUAAGGUUCCUUUUACUCCAAAGUUAUUAUAUGAGACUGGCAGGACGGCUGCUAGAAUGGAUGAAGUCCUUCAAAAGAUGGUGCACCCUCAUCUCAGCAUUCUGGAGAGGGAGAACUUUAUCUGGAGCCUGUCAAACGUUUGUCUCCUGGAAGAAUACAUGAGUGUACUAGAUGGAGAUCCACUUCAGGAGGUUGUGAAAUCUGUCAUUGAUCAGUACAAAAACUCUGUGAUCCCCAGACGAUCCAAUUUUCGCAAAUGUAUUAAUCAUGGCGACUUUAAUGACCUGAACAUUCUCGUGCAACCCGAUGACGAUCAUGGCUACAAGAUUUCUGGCAUCCUUGACUUUGCGGACAUGAACAGUGGCUACUACAUUAAUGAACUUGCCAUCACCAUAAUGUACAUGAUGAUUGAACAUCCUGAUCCCAUCGCGGUGGGUGGGCCUGUCCUUGCAGGCUGGGAAAGUGUCUUCCCCCUCAACAAGGACGAGAAAAACUGCCUCUACGUGCUGGUGCUCUCCCGCUUCUGCCAGUCGUUGGUUAUGGCACGGUAUUCCGUGAUGCUGCACCCAGAAAACGAAGAGUACCUCAUGACAACUUCCAGAAAGGGAGUUAAAAUCCUGCAAAAGGUCUGGGAAUUGGGAAAAGAGCAUGUGGAGAAGGUUUGGUUUGACCAUGCUGCUCAACUCUGUGUUUGAAUAGAAAAAGAUAUUGCCGUAUUUUCCAGACUAUAGAGUGCAGCUUACUAUAAGCCACAUCUACAAAGUUUUUGAAAAAGCCUGGAAACGUACAUAUAUAAGCCGCACCGGGCUAUAAGCCGCUGGUAUCUCUGCCGCUCUCAGUUUGUCACAUGGAUAAUAAUAAAUAAUAAAUCUGCUGAAUAUAUUACGGACACAACCCUCCUUUUCCAAUGUCGAUUCAUUCAAUUCGUCCAAUGGAUUCGUUCACGCCAAGAUUGCAUGCAGCGGCUUCAUUUCCCUCCUGUAGUACCAGAUCGAUAGCCUUCAACUUAAAAGCUGCAUCAUAUGAACUUCUUCGUGUGGUUUCCAUGAUGAGGGGGUAAGAGUUCGAAGAAAUUUCUCCGUCGUACAGCUUGUGCUCGUUCUAAAUGAAAAUUAGCGCUCCUUUGAUUUCCAAUUUUGACUUCCAAUGAUUCACUUUCUGCUAAAGAGCCCCCUGGUGGUUGGAGAAAAAUCUACAGAAAAGAUGCACCGGGCUAUAAGCCACAUGGUUCAAAGCGUGGGGAAAAAGUAGCGGUUUAUAGUCCAAAAAUACGGUAAUUUUCUAUUCAAACACUUUCAUUAAUAAACUUCAGUGAAGACAUUUUCUUAACUUCAGUUAAGAAAAGGAAGAACAACUGUAGGAAAUUAUAACUGUUAACAAUGGUGCCAUGCUUUGAUUCAGAAUAGUUAUAAAUUAGAAAAUCAUUGUAGAGUUAGACUUAUUUGUGGUAGAUUUAUACACAGUGUUAAUUCAGGUGAUUAUGGCAUACAGACAAUGAAAAAUAGAAUAUUAUGUAAAAACAAAGUAAAUCGUUCUUAAUAGAUAUUCCUAAGAUACAUUUUCACAUUGUGUUCAAUUUAUUCUCUUACUUGGUCUGGGCCUCUCUGGAGUGAAUUACUGGAUCAGUGCAGCAUGGCAUGGAAGUGAUCAGUUUUACUCAGGUGCUAAGAAAGCCCAGAUUGUUCAAAUAACUGUGUGAAUCAUGUCUGCAUUCCUGGUUCUGGUCUACCUCAUCUUUUUGACCAUACCCUGUAUAUCCUUUUGUGGUGGUUAGGUUUUGGUACCUUUGGCAGUUUGGGCAGGUGCCUUCUUCUGCUGGAAAAUAUAUUUAGCAUCUCCAUAAAGCUUUGAAGGAAGCACAAAGUGCUCUAAUAUUUCCUGGUAUGUCUGUGCUCAUUUUGGACUUAAUGAUAAGCAGCAGGUCAGAAUCAGCGGAUGAAAUGUCUGCCCAGUAAGUGAUGCCAAAGCAUCAUUUACUGUGGAAACUUCACACUACAGCCUUUCUAUUGGCUUUUGGAUCAUAUUAUAUUAUGGAUUGUUAAAACAAAUCAGCACAUGUGCUUUGAAAUACACCUGAAACCUUAUCCUAAUAUAUGACUGACAGAGAAUAUGUCACCAGUUUCUGGAUUAACUGAGUGCUAAAGAGUCGAGUCUUUUGGGUUUUAAGCACUUCAGAAUUGCUCUAAAUAACAGGAGCUCACUUGUGAACAAUGCUUUUUUAGUAUUCAAUGCUUUACUUUAUUAUUUAUUAUAUCGUAAGGCACUUAUGUAUUUGAUUUCCAAGUAAAUAUUUUAUGUUAGCAUGAUUUUAUAAAAGAAAAUUCACUAAGAAGGAAAUAUUUUCUCUUCCAUAAAACAUUGCUCCACAUUUAAAACAUUCAUUUGGGGACAUUUAAGCUGCCCUGUUUUAAAACCCAGUAAAUGUGUUGAAUGUGAGGAGAAGUGAUUUGCUUUUGUACAUUUCUUUUAAAAAAGCAACAAAUGAUGGAAUCUCUGCUAUAAAUUCUGUGCCUUGUUGGUUUUCUUUCUAGUAAUGUUUAUUCUUACAAGACUUUCACAAAUUAAAGUUGGUGCUCCCAAUGGUUUACAAAUGAAUAGCUUAAAGGUUUAUUUUCCAUCUUUAUAUUAUCGCUAAGGCGUCUUUGUUGGACAUGCUCUUAUAUUUUUUCAGUGUACUGUAUUUCAACCAAACCAGGUGGAAGUGAAAGAGGAAGUCCUUAAAAGUUGGCACUUUAUGUAGGAGAUCCUUCAUUUUCAUGAUCCAGAAUAAAAUGAUCAGGUGGAGUCAUCAGGUGAACUUUAACUAUUCUGACUUAUACAUGUAUGUUGAACCUCUUUUGGUCUCUGGUAAAUGACUGAUUUCUUUUGUACUAUUAAUUUUAGUCUCAAACAUGCCUUAUGUGGCUGAUUGUACAAAUGUCUGUAUAGCAAAGCACAUAUUAAUCUGGCAAUAAAACAACUUGUGAAUUU